Motacilla alba alba is the source of this 1733-nucleotide messenger RNA. It is a transcript of the gene PRKAG3, whose product is annotated as protein kinase AMP-activated non-catalytic subunit gamma 3. The record is from RefSeq and is a predicted model, not a curated record. Bases 135 to 1055 code for a protein of 306 amino acids. The transcript is spliced from 11 exons. NCBI's taxonomy places the organism in Eukaryota, Metazoa, Chordata, Aves, Passeriformes, Motacillidae.
CGAAGGCUGUAUGCCCCAGGGAGGAAGAAGACGAGGAGGAAGAAUACAGGAGACCUGUCACCUUCACGCUGGGAAAUGAGAUACUGGGACUGGGCCCAGAGACCGAGUUUCAGAACCCUGAUGCUGAGGUCUAUAUGCACUUCUUGAGGAGCCACUGCUGCUAUGAUGCCAUCCCCACCAGCUGCAAGCUCGUUGUCUUUGACAUCUCCCUGGAGCAGAUCAAGAAAGCCUUCUUGGCACUGGUGGCCAACGGGGUUCGUGCCGCCCCUCUCUGGGACAGCAAGACGCAGAGCUUUGUGGGGAUGCUCACCAUCACCGACUUCAUCAACAUCCUCCACCGCUACUACCGCUCGCCUUUGGUUCAGAUCUACGAGGUGGAGGAGCACAAGAUUGAGACCUGGAGAGAGGUGUACCUGCAGGGCUCCCUCAAGCCACUGGUCUACAUCUCUCCGAGCAAUAGCCUCUUCGAUGCUGUCUACUCCCUGAUCAAGCACAAAAUCCACCGCCUGCCUGUCAUUGAGCCUGUCUCGGGCAAUGUCCUGCACAUCCUGACGCACAAGCGCAUCCUCAAGUUUCUCCAGAUCUUUGCUUCUACCAUCCCCAAGCCACGCUUCCUGAAGAAAACAGUGCAGGAACUGUGCAUUGGCACCUUCCGUGAUCUGGCCGUCGUGGCUGAGACUGCCCCAAUCUACACUGCCUUGGAGAUUUUUGUGGAUCGCCGUGUCUCCGCCUUGCCUGUCAUCAAUGAUGCUGGGCAAGUGGUUGGCCUGUACUCGCGGUUUGAUGUCAUUCAUCUGGCAGCACAGAAGACCUACAACAACCUGGACAUCAGCGUGAGGGAAGCACUGCGGCAACGCAGUGUCUGCCUGGAGGGGGUCCUCACCUGCUACCCCCACGAACCUAUGGAGGACAUAAUUGACCGCAUUGCCAAGGAGCAGGUCCAUCGCCUGGUUCUGGUGGAUGAGAACCGGUACCCGCGGGGCAUCGUCUCCCUCUCUGACAUCCUGCAGGCCCUUGUGCUCACUCCUGCAGGUAUUGAUGCUCUUAACUCUUAGCCCACGGUGCUCCAUCUUUCUCCACUUGCACCCUCAGUUUCUCUCCACUUCAGGCAUCGAUCGAUCCUCACUCUGAAGACACCAGGGAAAUGCCACUGUCUUGUCUGACUUGGGGAUCUCUAGUGUGACCUGUAAGAAGGAGGCUUGGGCCCGAAGGCUCUCUGUGGGGAGGACAUGCCUGUUCACCCCGGUCCUCGGGCUCGUCUUGAGUCCAGGUCUAGAUCCUGCUGGUCUUGGAGAGGCAGAAACACUGAAAAUGGGACCCAGGGGUGCCUCCAGCCAGCGAGCACACAGUGAUGCUCAGUGGGCGCUGUGCUGGAGGGGCUGCAACAUGCCUGCAGCUGGGCAGGGACCCAUAUAGCCCCAGAGGACCUGGCCACCCUCUGCUGUCCUGCUGAUGGAUCUGAGCGUUUCUAUUGUGGCUCCCUCCUGGUGAACACAGUCCCGCUGUCUGUGCUCGGUGCCUGGUAGCGUAGGCUCAGCUGCACACACAGGCUUUUUUAUUUUAGGGUCACACGGGGAGCUCUCUGGCAGAGGCACAGUCUGUGCCAGAGCUGGCAGCAGGAUGGGCACUUGCAUGGAGACCCUGUGCACGUUGUGGGGUGGGCAGGGGUUAUUUAUUUAUUUAAUUGUUAGUCUGUUCAGCCUUGCUGUAACAAAACAGCCUGAUCCAAGAAA